AUGGAAGUCGAUCGUGUUGCUGUGAUUGGCGCCGGCCCCUGUGGUUUGGGAAUCUCCAAGUAUCUCUUCGCUGAGCAAAAGUUCAAAAAUGUGACGAUUUUUGAGCAGCGCGACCGGCCUGGCGGCGUCUGGAACUAUACUGGGGAUGAAGGUAUCAACAAUGCGGCACUUCCCCGCCCCAAACCAAGCCAGGAGCCUCAACAGGCAGUGAACGGGACCUUUGCAUCUCCAGUAUAUGACGCCCUGGAAACAAACAUCCCCAAUUCAAUGAUGCAGUUCAUCGACCUUCCAUUCCCAGCGGGUACCUCGCUAUUCCCAACCCACGAAGUCGUGAAGAACUAUCUUCAUCAGUACGCAGAGGAAUUAACACCGUACAUACGCCCUCAAUCCCUGAUCUUGAGCGUGGUACUAUCACAGAAGUACCCAAAGCCAGAAUGGACAGUGACCUGGCGUGAUCUGAAAUCCGAGAAGGUCUUGGUAGAGAGAUUCGACGCAGUGGUAGUGGCCAAUGGUCACCACAAUGAUCCAUAUAUCCCCGAGAUUCCUGGAAUAGCAGAGUGGAGUCAGAAAUAUCCAGGCUCCAUUAUUCACUCGUCUUCUUACAGACGCCCCGAAGCUUUCUCGGAUAAGAAAGUGAUUGUUGUCGGGCACUCUGCAUCGGGGAUUGACAUUGCGAGCCAGAUCGGUCAUGUCUCAAAGCGCCCUCUGCUGAUCUCCGAACGGACAGCAACAACGCUUUCCCCAAAACAAGCUGCCGUUGCCGAAUCCCUCCCAGAAAUCAGCUUCCUGAGCGCUGAAGAUGGACGUGUUGUUUUCGCUAAUGGCCAGGAAAAGAAAGGGGUCGACCACAUUGUCUUCUGCACAGGUUACCACUUCUCUAUUCCAUUCUUGUCAGGCCUCCAGCCAUCCAUCGUCACAGAUGGUGUGCGCCCACACCAUCUAUACCAGCAUGUAUUUUACAGCAAAGAGCCAUCGUUAGCCCUGAUAGGAUUUCCGCAGCGGAUUGUUCCAUUCCCUUUCAGUCAGGCACAGGGAGCUUGGGUGGCGCGCGUCUUUUCAGGUCGAGUCGCACUGCCAUCCGAGCUUGAGAUGGAGCGGUGGAUAGCGGAGUGGACAGCUAGUCGCGGCGAGGGCCGUGGUUUCAACACUCUUGCCUUUCCACUCGAUGCAGAUUAUAUUAAUCAUUUGCAUGGGUUGAGUUCAGAUGCGGCUCGAAAGGAGGGGCUGGAGAAUGGUGGUCAGGGUAAGAGGUCGCCGUUCUGGGGCGAGAAGGAAAGAUGGACACGUGCGAGAUUUCCACUAAUCAAGGAGGCAUCACGGGCACUUGGGAAACAGCGGGCAGAUGUAAAAACUUUGGAGCAGCUUGGGUUUGACUUCGAGAAGGAUUCUGCGCAGGAUGUUGGAGCGCGGCUGUAG
This is a messenger RNA of Penicillium salamii, 1416 nucleotides long. The record is from the annotation of a GenBank genome assembly. NCBI's taxonomy places the organism in Eukaryota, Fungi, Ascomycota, Eurotiomycetes, Eurotiales, Aspergillaceae.